AUGGUCGCUACUGCUCAGGCUGAAAUGGCGGAUGAAGAAACUAUGGACCAUUGUCAGAAUCGACAGAUCAAUGCAAGACUUGUUAGCCCUUGGCUGAUCACGACCAAAUGGCAUGAGCAUGUGGCAGGGUACCACAUUGGCACACUCAUACAAUUGGUUGCAACACCAAAGAAAGACGAGUUCCCAGGCCUCAAGAAGCUGGUCUUUAACUACAUGUCAAGUGCCACUGGCUCUAUCAAGUCCACUGCAGAGCUUGUCCUUCAGACCCUCAAUACUCCUGACCCAGCCAAAACUGGUAUCAACAAUACCCCAUUUCAUGCCAUGCAGCAAGAUGAGACCUUGAGCAACUACAGUGGCUAUGUGGUGCAGCUCAUAGCAUUCCUGCUGCGUCCCAAGGGCCAGUAUUCACUUCCACUCUCUUCUGGUCUUACAGUGGCCCUUGAGCAGUUGCAACUAUGGAUAGCAAAUGCAGUUCACGAUGAGGAUGAAGAUGGAUACACCGAGCUCCACAAUGUUCUCAGCCAACUGUGGAUGAACAAGUGGUUGCCAGCUGAGGAUAAUCACAUUCCGUGUCCCACUGUUCGCUUCCUUGCUCUUCUCACCCUCAAACCAGAUGGCAGCCACAAGGAUCCUCAUCAAGUGACACCCACUAUUGCUCGGCUUGUGUACUGCAUGCGCCUCUUUUUCCUUGCACACAUCAAAGCUAUUGCCCAGCAAUCAUAUCACGGUGAUGAAGAAAUAGCAUGCAAGGCAGCCUCUCGAUGGUUCACUGAAAAGGUGGAAUCCCCAUUCAAUGCUCUGCGGUCCCUCCAGCACAGGGCUUCUGCAAUGGCCUAUAAAACAUCAUCCCAGCCAAGGGUCUAUUGGCUCGACCGCACAGGCUACACAUCCAUGCUUUACAGGGGUACCAAGAUCACGCAACAAGACCUUCAAACUAUUUUUACCCGGAUGGAAAAGACUGCCAUUGAGCUUUGGGAACGUGACAUUCUCUGUGGCAUGAAGGUUGACUGGGUAGACUGGUCAAACAUUGUGGAUGACCUGGUCAACACGGAUGUUGGCUACUGUUUCUUGACCGAUAGGAGGAACCACACCUUUGGAAACCAUGAUAUCCUACUUGGCACCAUCAUGGACAAUGCUGCUGCCAGGGAGACCCUGCUUAUGAAGACCAACUAUGGUGAUGGCUGGGAAUGGAACAAGGACUUUAUACGGCUUUGGCUUUCAAAUUAUGCCAUUUUUGAAGGAAUCCUGCUCGCCCGUUGUGAAAUGCUCAGUGGAGCCCCUGCACGUGGCACAGAGAUUACCUCAAUGACAUUUAGAAACACCCUGACCCGCACUGCAAGGAACCUGGUGGCCUAUGGUCCAUACCUCUCCAUUGUCACCCUUUACCACAAAACUGGUGGCCUCACUGGAAGCGACCGGCUGCUCCCUCAUGCUUUGGAUGCCUUGACUGCAGAUCUCAUAAUACAAAAUCUUGCUGUUGCACGUCCUUUUGCACAAUUCCUGGUGCACCUUUUGCACCAUGGGGAGGCAGACGUCAAAAAGCUGUACCAAGAGCAGUUAUUUGUCAACAACUGCAAACUCUUUGACACUCAAGAUCUCAGCAACAUUAUGGCUCGUUUCACCCUUCCAGUGCUUGGCAUUGAGCUUGGGGUCAAUGCUUGGAGGCAUGUGAGUACAAGCUGGAAAAGAAAGCAUUGUGCAGAAAUGUAUGAGCUUGCGGAAGAGGACAUGCAGGAGAGUGCAGACAUUGCUCAAGCAGGCCACACAUCAAACACAGAGAAUAGAAUCUAUGGACUCAGUCAAUUUGCUCUUGCCACCCUUCCCGAGGACUUUAUCCCCCUAUUCUUGGAUGCAAGCACACGCUGGCACAUUGCAUGCAAGGUGGUGCCAGGCAGUGUCAUUUUGCCCUAUCAGCAGGUCACGGCUGCCCACUUUGCAGAUUAUGCACCCGCCACCAAUCCAAAUCCUCCUCUGCCAUCCAAGGAUUUCCUUCAUAAUUUAGCUCAGCUAUUGCUUCCUAUUUUGCAGCCCAGCACACCUCCUGUCUCUCAGUCCACCACUGUCCAGGCAUCAUCAUCCAGUGAUAUGCUGAGCCAUGGCACUGACACCACAGCAAUAGUGCCAACCAACAACAUGGUUGUCAAUACCUCAGACCAUGCCAGUGAUCACUUUUCAGUCUUUCCCAUUGACCAGAAUAUCCAGGCACCCGAUAUGCGAGUCCUUCAGCUUCCCUCUACAUCUGCUGCCCAUGCUCCUGUGAGGCUUGCCCUCAAUGGGCAUACUUCCUCCCCUGUUGAUCAUCAACCUCUUGCUGUUCCAAGCAUGCAACAGGCCCUGCAGUGUUUACGUCACCUCCUCCGCAAGCCACAGGCUGGUUGGAGCUGUGCUGCACAACGCGAGGGGCUAGAGGCUGUCCUGAAGAGGGAGUCUGAUGUCCUUGCUGUGAUGGCCACGGGAUCUGGUAAAUCCAUGCUCAUGAUAAUUCCCCCUCUUCUAGAGGAUGCGAUCACUGUGGGAGUGCUUCCCCUGCGUUCUCUUAUGGAUGACUAUGAGCGGAAGCUACAAGCCAUGGGGAUUCAAUACCAGGUCUUUGAUGGAGACUCUGGGUCCAUUUCCACUCAAACCAAUCUAGUGCUUGUUUCUGUGGACCAUGCAAGGAUGGACUCUUGGAGGCAGGCACUUGCGGAAGCCAGCCAACAAAGAUCAGUGGCACGGAUGGUGAUCGAUGAGGGGCACUAUGCCAUCACCUCUGAUGACUUCAGGGAUUGCAUGCGGGAGAUCUAUGAGGUAAGGCAGAUCAGCAUGCAACUGGUUGUCUUGUCAGCCACUGUCCCUCCACUGUCCCAACCCACCCUUGUGGAUGCUUUUGGCCUGAUGCAGGACAACAUGAUCGUUAUCCGCACCCCGACCAUCCGUCCCGAGAUUCAGUAUCACCUCAACCCACCUGCCCCCAUGCCUGCAGUUCACAGACAUGUCAAGGCUAUUUUGGAAUCCUAUGUGCACAAGUUUACCGCUCAAGAUCGUGUGCUCAUCUAUGUGCCAUUUCGCACAGAGGGUGAGGCUCUGUCUACAUUAUUGCACUGCGAGUUCUACCAUGGCAAAUUGGACCCUCUGGAAAGGCUCAAGAUGAGGGACCGCUGGCUUGCUGGCACCCAUAAUGUUAUGGUCUGCACUGAGGCCUAUGGUGCAGGAAAUGAUUAUCCGCACGUGCGGCUGGUUAUUCAUGCUGGCUCCCCCAGAUCAAUGACCAACUAUGCCCAGGAAGCUGGACGUGCCGGGCGGGACUGUCAGCGUGCCAUCUGCAUCGUUCUGCCUCAUCAAGGACACCGAGCGCCAUCCUUGGUGGCUGGAAAGAUAGACCACCAGGGACAGCAGGCCAUGUUUGAAUGGCUUGGAAGCAUAAGCUCUCAGAUUUGCCUCCGUCAAGGUAUCAGUCGGUUUACGGAUGGCAGUGGACUCACAUGUCAUGAGUACAAUUGUGCUGGCUCACCGUGUGUUGAGCUAUGCAGCAUCUGCCAGCAGCCUCCACCUUUGCCAGCAGCAGUUUGGCCUCAGCCCUCCCCUCCUGCCCCUAUGCUUGCACCAGCCAAGAGACCUGCACCCCCAGCAGCAAGCCCCUUUGAUUCUGCAGCAGCUGACGUCAAGAAGAGGAGGAUUGAGAACAUUACCAGGAUUGGGGGCAAAACAGAACGCAUCUUCCAAGCCUUGGAGUUCUUUGGCCCAGGCUGUGUGUUAUGCAGGUUCUUCAGCAAACAGGAUAGGCCCAAGCACCAGGCCAUAUAUGACUGUCCGGUCUUUCAAGACCCAUCCAACCACCUCACCACUGUUGCAGCCAAAGCCAUGAAGACAGGACUCAACUAUGACAGAGCCAUCCACGGCUCAGUUUGCUUCAAAUGCCAUGUCCCCCAGCUUAAUGACACCCUGCAUGCCUCCUUCCAGAAAAAGUCCUCAGAUGCAUGCACCCAUCGUGAUGUUAUGCUGCCCCUGGCAUUCUGGAUCAUUAGCCAGCCCCCCUUGAGGCAGCAAGUUUUGAAGGAGCAUGGUGUUGCAGAUACAUCUGUGGAUUCGUUUAAGCACUGGCUGAAGUGCCAAUCCUCCACAGAGUACCCCACCAACCUCACCAAUGUGCUCAUCUGGUACCAUGCCUACUGCCAGCAGCAGCAUGGCUUCAAGAGUAAUGCCUGCAAGUAG
Gloeophyllum trabeum ATCC 11539 is the source of this 4191-nucleotide messenger RNA. RefSeq lists its product as uncharacterized. The record is from RefSeq and is a predicted model, not a curated record. Bases 1 to 4191 code for a protein of 1396 amino acids. Gene Ontology annotation, molecular function: ATP binding; nucleic acid binding; 3'-5' DNA helicase activity. The transcript is spliced from 6 exons. Gene Ontology annotation, biological process: double-strand break repair via homologous recombination. Gene Ontology annotation, cellular component: cytoplasm; chromosome. NCBI's taxonomy places the organism in Eukaryota, Fungi, Basidiomycota, Agaricomycetes, Gloeophyllales, Gloeophyllaceae.